AUGAUAGAAUUGCAAGCACAGUUAAUCAAAUGUAUGAUUCAAAAAUUAUUAACAAAACAAAUUGAAAUGCCAGAAAAGAAUAAUAAUGAAUUUGGAUUUUUUGAAGAAGAAAAUAUUAAAAUUUUAUCAUUAAUUGUAAAGAAUUUUUUAAUUAUAGAUUCAAUAUUUAAUAGAGUAGAUCAAACUUUAAUAAAUAAUUUAAUAUCAAAUACAAAGUAUUUUGGUAUUGGUUCUUUAUUUUAUUUAGAAUUAGUAGCACAAUUUGAUACAAUUAAUAAAUUUACAGAUUUUAGUAAUAUAAUUCUAUCAGAAUCAAAUCAAAAUAAAAUUUUAUCACAAAUUGAUAGAAUAAUUCAAAUAUCAGUUUUAAAACCUUCAUUUCAUUCUGAAUUCAUUUUAAAAAGAUUUCAUUUAAUUUUAACUAAACAACGACAAAUACAACAAGCAAAUAAUAAUAAUGAAAAUAAUAAUAAUAAUGAAAAUAAUAAAUUAGCAAAAUUAAAAGUUUAUGAUUUAUUAUUAAAUCCAAUUAAAACAAAAUUAAAUGAUUGUUUAGUUAUGGAUUCAGUUAAAGUAACAGAAAAAGAUACACCAUUAGAAAGAUAUAAUAAAUUAAAUAAUUUAGAUCUUAGAUUUGAUUUUAAAAGAAUAAUUAAAUCAAUUGAUUUAUCAACUGAACCAAUUCAAUAUCUUUUAAUCAUUUUAAAUAUGAUUUCAACUGAUAAAAAUAAUAACAAUAAUAAUAAUAAAUCAUUAUCAGACUCAAUUAUUAGAGAAAUUUCAAAUUUAGAAUCAUUAACAAAUAAAAUCACUGAAUUAUUAAAUGAGAAUGAUACAAAUUCAAAUUCAACUGCAAUAAUAACAAAAACAACAACAAAAACAACAAAAACAAAAACAACAAAAACAAAAGAUAAUAAUAUUAUUGAAAAAGUUAUUCAUUCAAUAUUAUUACCAUUUUAUAAUUAUUUAAUUAAUUCAAAUUUAAUUAAAGAUUUUAAUAAUUCUAUUGAUUUAUUAUUUUGUUAUACAAGUCUUUGUGAAAUAUUUAAUUGUAAAAAAUUAUUAUCACAAGAUGAUAAUAAAAGAAGAUAUAAAUUAGAUUUAAAUUUAAUAUCACCAAAUUUAUCAACAAUUAUUGAAAUUAUAAAUCGAUUUAUUAAUUCGUACAAUUUAUAUAAAGAAAAAGAAAAACCUUUAGAAAAUAUAUCAACUAUACCAAGUUUAUCAAUUUUAUCAUUCUCUUUAGAAUCAUUAUUAUUAAAUUUUGAUUCAUUGAUAAUUAAUAAAAAAGAAUUUAUGACAAAAACAUCAACAACUACAGAAUUAACAACUACAACAACAGAGAUAGAAACAAAAAUUAAAAUUGAAAAUGAAAUUAUUGAAUUAUUUAAUAAUUUAAUUUGUUUAUAUCAUUUAAUAUCAGAUGAUAAAGAUUCAGAAUUUAAUUAUAAAAAUAUAAUGAAAUUUAAUUUUACUAGUACUCGUCAUAAUGAAUUAUUGAAAUCAAAUCAUAAAUUAAUUAAAUCAAUAUUUGCAAAUUUCAAUUUCAAUGAAAAGAAUUCAUAUGAAAAUUAUAGUAACCCAAUUGUAACACAAAAGAUCAUUUUAAAUUUAAUUGAAAAGUUUUUAUCAUCAAUGGAGCCAAAUAAUAAUCCAUUAGUUGAAUUAAUUGGUAUCAUUCCAAAUUCAAAUUCAAUUAAUGAAUUUAUCGAUCAUUCAAAUUCUCAAACAUUCAUUUGUAUAUUAACUAAUUAUUUUAAUAAUAGAAUUUUAAAUUAUUAUAAUAUAACUGAACCAAAAACAGAACCAAAACCAGUGACAGUUACUCCAACAACACCAUCACCAACAACACCAUCAACAACAAAAACAAAAACAAAAACAAAAACAAAAACAAAAACAAAAACAAAAACAAAAACACCAAUAACAAUAUCAAAUUUAAAGAGAAAAGAAUUAACAAAUUUAAAUUUACAUUAUAUUAAAAUCAUAUCAUUAAUAAUUAGAUCCUGUGCAGAUGUUGAUAGAUCAGCUAUGGAUUUCUCUCAAAUGAUUGAUAAUUUUAUUAAAGUAUUUAAUGAGAAAUCUUUAAUUAUUAAUGAUAGAAAUUUAAUUUUAGAAACAUUUUCAAUAAUUUCAAUUAUCAAAUCAUGUAAACCAACUGAUGAAUUACAUCCAAUUAAUGAAAAAUUACUUUUACUUUCAAUUGAUUUAUUAUUUAAUUCACAAAUAAUAACUGAAUUUGAAAAUUAUAAUAAUCUUUUAUUAAUUGAAUCUGGUGGUGGUAAUAAUAAUAAUAAUAAUAAUAAUAAUAAUAAUAAUAAUAAUAAUAAUAAUAAUAAUAAUAAUAAUAAUAAUAAUAAUAAUAAUAAUAAUAAUAAUAAUAAUAAUAAUAAUAAUAAUAAUAAUGAUAAUGAUAAUAAUAAUAAUAUUAAAUUAUCACAACAUUUAAUUAAACCAAUUUCAAAAUUUAUUGAAACAUUUUUACCAAGAGAAAUUAAAAGUGAAUUAAUGUUUACUCAAAUUAUAAAAUUAAGUAAAAUCAUUUAUUUAGGUGGUAUGAAUUUUGAUUUUAUUGAAAAGUAUUUAGAUUUAUUAUUAUCGCAAUUUGGAUUAUUAUUAAAUUGGAUUUUUGUAAAUGAUUAUUCACCAAUAUUAAUGAAAUUGGUAAAUAAAAGGUUCAGUGGUGAUAAGGGAAUUGGAAAUUUUAAUGAUUUUUAUAAUCAACAUUUUGAAAUAAUUAAAGAGAAUCUAUCUGAAUACAGGUCAAUGAUUUUCACUCCUACAUCAAUACCAUCGAUUGGUGAUAGAGAUAAUGAUGAUUUGGUUCAUGCUUUAUGUCAAACAUUUUACAUUGUUAAACAAUUAUUAGAUAGUGUUAAUAAUAAUAAUAGUCAAUCUGAAUCACUACAUUAUUUUAGACAAUCUAUAUUUUUAUUUUGUUUUCUUUAUUUAAUUUUAUUAGAUCCAACUAUAAUUGAAACUACUCGAUCAAUUGCUUUAAUACAAUAUAAUGAAUCAUUUAUUAAAAAAGAGAAAGAAGAAGAAGAAAAAUUACUUAAAAGAAAUAUUAAACCAUUUAUAGUUUUUAAACCACUUCAAAAAGAUAUUGUUGUUAAAAGAGUUCAAAAGAAGUUAAAAAAUAAUAAUAAUAAUAAUAGUAAAAUCUUGAAAAAUAAGAAAAAAAGAAAAGAUAAAGUUUUUGGAAAUUUAUUAAAAAGUGCAAAUAAUUAUAUUAAUGCUGAAAUUAGACGUCAAAGACUUUUAGGUAUUAAAUCAAAUGAUCCAUAUGAUGAUUUAGAGAAUUUCAUUGAUUGUGAUCCUAAUGUAAAUUAUUAUAACCAAAAAUAUUAA
This is a messenger RNA of Dictyostelium discoideum AX4, 3348 nucleotides long. RefSeq lists its product as hypothetical. The record is from RefSeq and is a predicted model, not a curated record. The transcript has 2 exons. The coding region runs from base 1 to 3348 and encodes 1115 amino acids. Gene Ontology annotation, biological process: chromatin remodeling. NCBI's taxonomy places the organism in Eukaryota, Evosea, Eumycetozoa, Dictyosteliales, Dictyosteliaceae.